UCUCAACAACCCAAUGACUGGCAAUGAUUUAUCACAAGAAACGAGUCAUAAUUGUUGCCCUUAUCUUCGCUUCUGCUCCGGCAUGGAUGGUUUUUGCCUACUUCACUAUCACUUUCCAUAAUCAGGAACGCCCAUCAGAGCUACAAAAUGCACCUACCUUGGCAAAUACUGCCCCUAUAGUCAUUAUGGCAGCAUUAAAAAAUCAAACAGAAAUCAACGACACAGAUGACUCAGAUGUAGACGAAACUCUCCAUCAACUGAUUGAUUUUAAAGACUUGGGGAAGGAUAAGAGAGCAGUAUUGCUAUUGAUCAUCGUUUCCACUGCAACAGCAAGAUUUGAGAGAAGACAGGCAAUAAGAGAAACAUGGUGGAAACAUUGUUCUGGCAAUCAGACUCAGGUAAGCAGGCAAGAUAGGUUCUUUGUCGCCAGUUAUCUCACGAUCUCACGAUGAUGUUUCUUUCAGUAAUAACAUUGGUGACGAAUUACUCCUUAAUUUUGGCCCGAAAUUUCAGCGUUAAUUUGUAAUUUCACAUAUGAAAUUACAAAAUUGCCAUGGCGACCCUUCCGUACGUCUGAGGGUCAAGAUGGCGACGAAGUUUUAAAAUGUCAUGAAUGAAGAUGUCAGGGCACAAAAAUUAAAGACGCUUUGGAAAAACUGAACACACAAGAGAACUCAAGAAGGAUGCUAAGAGGUAUUUUGCCGAAAAAGUCUGAAAAAUUCUGAACUUUAUAAGCCAAAUUUAAGGUCUAAACAUUUGAGAGAGUGGAGUUCUCGAUCGAUACGUUCCAGGAUAGACAUGUCAAAAAUCCAAGAUUGCUAACGUAAUUCGUCACCCAUGAUAUUAAUAGGUAAUCAAAUGGUAUACUCGUGAAACUAGGGCAUAAUUUCACUUGCCUCUUGUCCAAAUCCUAAUAAUUUCCUUCGCCUAAAGGCUCAGGAAGUUAUUAGGGUUUGGACAAAACGCGCGUGAAAUUAUUCCUUAAUUUCACUCGUCACCAUUUGAUUACACAUACUUAUUCACAGCGAAAUUUUCUACCAACGACGAAGACGACGGCAAAAAGCAAAAAUCAACGGGUUUAGAUUAGCAAAACAACAACUUUGCACGAGCAGCACCCUUUGUUUUUUGCACUUUCUUUAGUGUCGUUCAACGACCUCGACGUCAAAUUUCUUAUUUCCCGUUUUACACCGAGAACGUGAACAAAAGACACCGAUUCGGAACCUGGAUACAGUCCUUUUGGAAUAAACCUUCAGAGAAAUUCGCCAAAAUUGGACAAUUAAGGUGGCUCGAUACAGUUUUUCAGAGUCAAUACCUCCCAAGUUUGAGCAUAAACUACGUCACCAUAACCAAAGACUUGGAAAAAUUGCCACCACGGUUGUAUUAGAUAAAGCACAGGUAACCCAGGCUCUGUGAUAGUACCACAGUACAGUUCUAGUGAAAUUACAGUGUUUGUAUGGGGUAAAAAUAUGAUCUUAAAAUUUGUAGUAAAUACUAAAUAUAAGUCAAUGAAACUUACCGUGCAGUUAGUUGUUGUUGUCCUUAUUGCUCCAACGAAGUUGCCUAGGCCUCAUUUUCUUGGCCGCCCGUUGAUCUGGCCCGGUUACUUCUGCGAGCAUAUUCUCGGCCUUUUUGGAUUACAUCCUUCGAGUUUGUCAAAGUCUGCGGGAUUCGUUUUUCCAUCUGGGAAAGCUUCAUUGGUUUCUAUAUCUGCUGAUAUCCUAUUACUACGAUCCUGGCAUGUUUAUUUUCUGUUGGAGUUCGAAUUUCGUGGAAAAAGUUGUGUUGAAUGAGAGCAUGGCGGCGAAGAUGGAAUCUUUUGUCUCCUACUGCUUGUAUAUUAUAAUUGUAUAUAGAGUGAAUUUGAACAAAUUAGUACAAAUUAUCACGAAACUUCGUUGGAGUAAUAGGGACAACAACAACUAACUGCAACGUAAGUUUCAUUGACUUAUAUUUAGUAUUUCCUACAAAUUUUACGAUCGUAUUUUUACCCAAUACAAACACUGUAAUUUUACUAGAACCAUACUGUGGUACUAUCACAGAGCCUGGGUUAGCUGUGGAUAAAAAUGAAAAUUUGUUAUGAUCAAGGUUGCAACUACAUCGGAGUUGUCAUAGCAACGAAAUGACGCUAUUACCUAUUUUACUUGCAGCAAUAUAUCUCGGCCGCUAGGAACUGUUCUUCCAAAAUCGUUCGCGGUUUCUUUUUCCUUUAAUAGCGGCCUCGAUGCUCGUCAAGUUUAAGCCAAAUCUGUAAGAGCGUUAUCGCGACUAUUAUGGGAUGAAGUCUUUUUUUAUGGCUAGAAACACAGUUAAAAAUGGACAACCUUGAUGUUUGGCCGUUAUCUGUACAAAACAAAGCGCUUUAGACAUGCAAUUUUACCUCAUGGUAGUUUCAACCUUUUUAAAAACGUUUGUGAAAGAUCAUGGAGAUAACUCCAGCCGAUUGCUAGAAAGAAGGAUUUGAUUACUAGGUAUCGAAACGCUCUUGUUAGCGGUUUUGUAAACAUUUAGGUCUUCUUUAACAAAUUAGCGAAUAAUUUUUAAACCGCUCGAUACAUUUUUUUUAAAAUUUAAGAUUCUCGAGACUAACUUUCCUUUAAUAUGACCUUUUACUUUCAAUAUUAUUGAUAAAUUGUAAGGCAGUAAAAAAAGGGCUACAAUUCGUUUUUUUUUGUUCCGGGAAAGCUCGAUGUGGGAUUUCUAUUCUAUGGACAUGAAGUGCUGCAAGUAGAGUGCGUGAUAGUCAAGUACAAAGCUACCCGUCUAAACACAUACAUAACGUAGACGGGUAGUUAAAGUUGCUUCUGGUAGUAGUCGAAGGUUAAAUCAUUGAUAUCUCAAGUAUUUAUAAAGUGCAACACGGCUUCAUAUCUUAACAACUACGAAAAUCUAUCAAUUAAAUACAUACAACAGUAGUAUAGGGUGCACCACGGUUUCCACUUUUUUGAGCAGGAAUCUCAUAAGCGUGAGCAGGAAUAGAUUAACGCCAACGACGUCAUAGGCUAUUGUCUUGAUCUCAUGAAUAAAAUGCGCAGGAAUCUCAUUAAGAUAAGGUCGUGUGUUAUUUUUAGUUGGUUUAGGUUUUCUAGUUACUUUAAUGUCGAUAGACGUCUUCCUUUUCGAUUGGUUAGUUAGAAAAUAAGAAACGUUUUCAUUGGUUAAUUCAUAGUGUCUAAGGAGUAAAGUCAAACUUGUCUGUGACUUAAAAUCACUGAGACGUAACGUAAUUAUGCACUUCCUAUUUCCUGCUGCUGUGAUUGUCCUGUUACUUACCCCUCUCCUUUUCAUUUUUUAUUUUCCUCCUCCUCCACAAUUUUGUUAUUUUCCUUCCGCAAUUUUUUUAUUCCCAUUUUUCUUUCCUCCUCCUCCUCCUCCUCAUUUCUAUUGUUUUCCCUACACCACCACCACCACCACCGCCACAUUUCCAUAGUUUUCCCUCCACCACCACCGCCACAUUUCUAUUAUUUUCCCUCCACCACCACCACCACCACCACAUUUCUAUUGUUUUCCCUCCACCACCACCACCACAUUUCUAUUGUUUCCCCCACCACCACCACAUUUCCAUUGUUUUCCUUCCUCCUCCUCCUCCUCAUUUUUAUUGUUUUCCCUCCUCCUCCUCCUCCUCAUUUUUAUUGUUUUUCCUCCUCCUCCUCCUCAUUUUUAUUGUUUUCCCUCCUCCUCCUCCUUCUCAUUUUUAUUUUUUCCUCCUCCUCCUCCUUCUCAUUUUUAUUGUUUUCCCUCCUCCUCCUCCUCCUCCUCCUCCUCCACCUCUUCCUCAUUUUUAUUGUUUUCCCUCGAAAGGCCAAAGAGGCCAAAAUCAGGCCUAAACGGCCUAAAAGGCCAAACUUGCAGGGAAAACACCAGAAAUGAGGAGGAGGUGGAGGAGGAGAAGGAGGAGGAGGAGGAGGGAAAACAAUAAAAAAUGAGGAGGAGGAGGGGGAGGAAAAACAAUAAAAAUGAGGAGGAGGAGGAGGGAAAACAAUGGAAAUGUGGCGGUGGUGGUGGAGGAGGGAAAACAAUAGAAAUGUGGUGGUGGUGGUGGUGGAGGGAAAACAAUAGAAAUGUGGCGGUGGUGGUGGUGGUGGAAAAACAAUAGAAAUGUGGUGGCGGUGGUGGUGGUGGUGGUGGUGCAGGGAAAACAAUAGAAAUGUGGUAACAGUGGUGGUGGUGGAGAGAAAAGAUAGAAAUGUGGCGGUGGUGGAGGGAAAACAAUAGAAAUGUGGCGGUGGUGGUGCUGGUGGAGGGAAAACAAUAGAAAUGUGGUGGCGGUGGUGGUGGUGGUGGUGGUGGUGGUGGAGGGAAAACUAUGGAAAUGUGGUGGUUGUGGUGGUGGUGGUGGUGGUGGUGGAGGAAAAACAAUAGAUUUGUGGCGGUGGUGGUGUAGGGAAAACAAUAGAAAUGAGGAGGAGGAGGAGGAAAGAAAAAUGGGAAUAAAAAAAUUGUGGAAGGAAAAUAACAAAAUUUUGGAGGAGGAGGAAAAUAAAAAAUGAAAAGGAGAGGGGUAAGUAAAGCAUUGCUUGCAGUGUAUAAAAAGAGCUAGUUUGCCUUUGCCCUCUUUAAUAUACACGAUUUGUCCGCCAAAAAUCAGUGAACCGGAACAAGGACAAUCACAGCAGCAGGAAAUAGGAAGUGCAUAAUUACGUUACGUCUCAGUGAUUUUAAGUCACAGACAAGUUUGACUUUACUCCUUAGACACUAUGAAUUAACCAAUGAAAACGUUUCUUAUUUUCUAACUAACCAAUCGAAAAGGAAGACGUCUAUCGACAUUAAAGUAACUAGAAAACCUAAACCAACUAAAAAUAACACACGACCUUAUCUUAAUGAGAUUCCUGCGCAUUUUAUUCAUGAGAUCAAGACAAUAGCCUAUGACGUCAUUGGCUUUAAUUUAUUCCUGCUCAAGCUUAUGAUAUUCCUGCUCAAAAAAGUGGAAACCGUGGUGCACCCUAUACUACUUACAACAAAGUGAAUCUAUUAAACCGUGGAGUCCCAGAAACGUAACGCCUCAAUACACCACAAAUAGGAUUUCCCGCUAUAAUAUUUUCUUAUCCUACUCGGGGUAUUUACUUCAUAAUACGCGUGCAUAAUAACGCGAAAAUCAAGGGCCUCGAUUCGGGGAAAAUUACAUCAUUGCCAAAUAGCAAAAACGUAAUCAACUUACAUACGUCAUUUCAGUCAUCGCCAAAAAUAAACCGCAUGCUCAUCACGAGACUCAUUUGCAUACAAUGAAACUCAUCACCAUUCUUAUCCCCAGUUUCCACGUCUCUGCUAGGAACGCUUGGGAGCAUGGCGUCCUAACUGGUGCCCACACACAUACAAAAAUAAAGAAACGUCUGCAUUUUUAGUCUAGCUGUGCUAAAGCAAGCUCUACUAAAAAGCUCCUCAAUGAAUCAUUGGCGAAGGUGCCUUGGUUAUAAAUAGAGAAAACAGAAUUGAAAGUCGUGAAUCUGCUUUUCCAGAAAACGUUUAGUCUCAUCAUUUCAUCAUUUUUACCUCACCAAAGUAUGGAAUGUGUGUAAAAAGAGAGCUACACAACGGUAAGAAUACUAUUGACCAACAACAUACAGAACAGGGGCAGCUGUAGUGUCAACUAUGUAUGUGUAAUCAAAUGGUGACGAGUGAAAUUAGGGAAUAAUUUCACGCACGUUUUGUCUUAGGCUCGGGAAAUUAUUAGGAUUUGGACAAAACGCAAGUGAAAUUAUUCCCUAAUUUCACGAGUAUACCAUUUGAUUACCUAUUAAUAUCAUGGGUGACGAAUGACGUUAGCAAUCUUGGAUUUUGACAUGUUUAUCCUGGAUCGUAUCGAUGGAGAACUCCUGCACUCUCUCGAACGUUUAGAGCUUAAGUUUGGCUUAAGUGGUUCAGAGUUUUUCGACAAAAUACCUGUUAGAAUCGUUCUUGAUGUGCUCGUUCGUGAGUUCAGGUUUUCUAAAGCGUCUUUUUGUGCCCUGACAUCUUCAUUCAUGACGUUUUAAAACUUCGUCGCCAUCUUGACACUGGGACGUACGGAAGGUUGCCAUGGCAAUUUUGUAAUUUCACAUGUGAAAUUAGAAAUUAACGCUGAAAUUUCGCGCCAAAAUUAAGGAGUAAUUCGUCACCUAUGAUAUUAUACUAGUAAUACAUGUACUCUAGAGAACCGUUUCUUUCAAAUUUCGUCUUAUUCUCGUGCAUAUCUACGCAUAAUUUAUGAAAAGACAAAGGUUCACGUUCCCUGAGAGCUCUAUUGGGAAAACAAAACACACAAGCGAAAGAGGUCUAUUAACGGGCCCGAAAAGCUGUUGUCGUUUACAUUAAAGCUCGAGGUUUCAGUAGGUUUACAGAUAAUAUGAUAAAACUAUCAGUAUAUAAUCUGAAUAUUUGAUUUCGGGCCCGUAAAGUUACCGGGACUUUCGAGAAACGGGCCCCAGGAGCAUAGUCCUUGGAGUCUCGGUUCGGUCAAUCCUGGGCCGGGUUGUUCAAAGCAGGGUUAAGAUAACCCAGGGUUAGUGCGAGGUAUAAAUUCAGAUAUGAAAGCUUAAAAAUCAAAUUCAGUGUAAUUCUUUUAGCCUGUAAUAUACUAAAUUGAUGCUCUAUAACGAAUAGUGAAAAUUAUCCGGAAAAUGCUUUUGAACAAAAGAACAAGAAACCCAGAAUAAACCUUAAUCCUGAGUUACGACUAAUGGGCUUUCGAACAAGUGGGCCCUGGAGUCUACUGUGAGCUGUGACGUCAUCGACAGAGACUCGCCCGCUCUUUUCCAGACUUCGCGCGGACAACGGGCAACACAAAACGCCUAGGGACUAGGCUGAGGUCCCAGGGCUUUUCUCUUGGACUCUGGGAGGGUCCCAUCCCAGAUUUACACGAGAAAGGCCCUGAAGAUGGCUUACACGACACCCGGGACAUAAGGGCAGUUCUGACCUCGUGGGUGCAACUUGAAUUUUUCUUUCUUUAGGUGGAAUGCGUCUUCAUGACUGAUGGACUCAUAACAGAACAAAUUCAACAUAACCUUAUUUUAAAGGAAAAGGAUAAAUACAAGGAUAUUAAGCUUCAGCCUCUUAAAGGAGGCCGUGGGUGGUUUGGAUUCCGCUUCCUUAACCAAAUCAAAUGGGCAGCGGCGAAAUUUAACUUUCAGUACCUACUUAGAAUUGAUGAUGACUACUUCUUGUGCCCAAAAAGGCUUCUUUUUGAGCUUCCAUUGAGACCGAAACAAAAUCUAGUCUGGGGAUUUUUCCACUGUCAAAAAGGAAUCACAUGGGUGGAUGAUGCAUUUAUGAUAUUCUCCGAAGAUGUUAUUCAGAAGUUCUUGGCGCAGAACGAAAGCUCGAUGUUGUGUCAUCCACAAGCGGACCAACAAGUCAUGUUGUGGCUGAGCAGUAUUCUAAACAUAACAUACUUCCACGAUACCAGGUUACAUCAUCAGCCUCCAGCGUCAUAUGUUCCUCGAUUUAGUCACAUCUCGAAUGUUUGUGACUCCCAUUUAGGCGCGCAUGGGGCAUAUGGCAAGACCAUGUAUUAUCUGGGGCUAAGAGCUAAUGACAACGCUAAAGAUGUUUCAGCUAUUCCUGAUUUUGCAAAAUUUUGUAAAACCACAAAGUUUGAUCACCGUGCAUUUGGUGGUGUGUGGCGACAUGAACCCCAGCCCUGCAAAGAUAACCCAGCGUGGGACUUGGGAGAUAAAAUGUGGUUUGGUAAGGAAGUUGUUCAAGGAGUGUAAUCUGGAAAUUAAUUUUUUAAAAAAUAAAAACGAUAGAGGGCCGUGUUUUACAGGAUGUCAAAGAGUGGAAUUUCCUUGUCAUCUUUAAAUUCAAUGGUAAAUAAAAAUUUGAUACUGUUGUGACUAUUCAAAUGCUGCGAGAACCUUUAGCACAAUGACGCCUUAACCUUAUAUAUAUCAACGCGCCGAAACCAAACUAGAAGAGAAUUGUUAAACAAUAAAAAUGGAGGCGAUGAAAAAUGUUCGUAGUGCGCAUGUUUUUGACUUCAAAUUAUUAAAGGACUUUUAUUUGGUAUUUGGGAUUUAUUACAAAUUUCAUUUGAUUCGGGAAUUAUCUAUAGGUGAAGGGAAAUAUCAUAAAAAAAAAACAAUUUGACUUAUUUUACUUGGUGUUCAACUCCUGCACAUCAGCACUGAUCAAACGACAUCCUCUCCCGAAAUGAGAAAAUGAUUUCUGUUGAUUCAAUCUCCUUGGUCUUGUUGAAGGAUAAAGUUGACUGAAGAGUUACGUUAGAGUCACUUGUGGCAUUUGCCACGAUAUAUGUUUUUAGAUGAGUUGUUGUAAGCGUUCUUGUUGAUUGGUUUGAGUAAGCUACUUCACUACUAGUAGGUUUGGUUCCUAAGUUAAUUGAUGAUCGAUAGAAAGUUUCUCCUGACAUGAAUUCAGUGCAAAGGAGAUGUACCAAUUUGGUGCAUCUCCGCGGUAACACUUCUGUUCAUGAAAUAUGUUUAAUUAGAGCCUUUGGCAGAUGACAAAGCCUUGUUUAUAUUAAGUGUUUUGUCCAAUUUAACAUUUUUGACCUUAAUCUGACCUUGCUUCGAUAUUUACGAUAUUGACUUAAGCUCAAUAGUGAAAACUUCGGUUGAAGAGUCAUUUCGACAAAGCAAUUAUCUCGAAGGUUUUAUGCUAAUGAGACUGUUUUAACCAAUCGGAUCAGACUUACGCCAGCAUUCGGUUUGCACUAAGCAGCUAGUUUCCUGGCUGAUAUAAAAAUGGGUGUAACACUGAUUUAGCAGAGAAUUGUAAAAUAGGAGUUGAGUUAACUUAGUGACAUUGGACUAAAG
Porites lobata is the source of this 8750-nucleotide messenger RNA. NCBI's taxonomy places the organism in Eukaryota, Metazoa, Cnidaria, Anthozoa, Scleractinia, Poritidae. The record is from the annotation of a GenBank genome assembly.